Molecule: messenger RNA, 3171 nt
Organism: Mus musculus (house mouse)
Lineage: Eukaryota; Metazoa; Chordata; Mammalia; Rodentia; Muridae
Gene: Pmvk
Product: phosphomevalonate kinase
Exons: 5
Coding region: 2454-2807 (117 amino acids)
Biological process (GO): secondary alcohol biosynthetic process; sterol biosynthetic process; response to cholesterol
Cellular component (GO): cytoplasm; cytosol
Molecular function (GO): phosphomevalonate kinase activity; ATP binding
Source: RefSeq, a predicted model, not a curated record
GGGGGGCGGGAAAGGUACUUAGAUACUAGGCUGCAAGGCUCUUUCCCUUCCAGUUUCUACGCCCAUUCUCUGCGCGCUGGUUUCGAUGUGGGCUGUGUAGUGUGGAGAAGGAGUGGGAUCCCUCCUCCUUUUUGCUUCUACUGAGCGGGUCCACUUCGUGCUUGGCUGCAUUUCAGGGGUCCGAAGUGUCAGCUUUAGGCCUGGUGAAGCUUGGUGGCACCAUGGCCCCGCUCGGAGCCUCCCCGCGUCUGGUGCUGCUGUUUAGCGGGAAGAGAAAAUCCGGGAAGGACUUCGUGACCGAGAGGCUGAAGAGCAGGUGUCCGCGGGUGCAGGGAAACCGAGGAAGGGCGCUACCGCAAGUGAUGGAGGGCUUUAUGGAGGGAGCUCGUGGAGGGCAAGGAGGGACAGGAUGACAGGGCAGGGGAAGGCAGACCCUCACGGUCAGUAAAACAGCAGCCUGCACAAAUCUCCCUCAAAGAACUAGGGGACUGCCACUGCAGAUCUAUGAAGAUGUAGCUCUGCCUUCAAGAAACAUGAAUUACUACUAUUACUAUGCUGGCACCUUCAACGUGCCAUUCCUGUUUGAUGAUUGUGGUCUGAGGUAACUGGCCUAGAUAAGGAGACUAACAAGACUGUAAAGGUUUUUUUUCAAGACCACGUCCUGAGUGUGUCUGCUGCAAAGAGAAUCUGCCCAGAACACCCUGCAAUGGCAGGAAUUUAUGGAAUAUUCUAUGCCAGGUGUUGUGCGUCUAUAUCAUCUCAUUUAACCUAUUUAGCUUCUUUACCAAAUAGUGGUAUUAGCAAUCCCAUGUCACAGAUGCAGAAGCAGGGGCCCUUAGGAGCUAAAACCUGGUGUGUGUGUGUGUGUCUCUGUGUGUGUGUGUCUGUGUGUGUGUGUGUCUGUGUGUGUGUCUCUGUGUGUGUGUGUCUCUGUGUGUGUGUGUGUGUGUGUGUGUGGUCCAGCAGCAGGGAGAGCUCAUACAUGUAGGAGUUCAAGGCCAGAGUGGACAACAUGGUGAAUUUUUAGUAUUAAAAUUUUUAAAUUUGCUAGGGUUAUAAAGUAGCAAACUCAGGAUUUAAAUUCAGCUUGGCCUGCCUGGAGACACCGUUCACUCACUCUGCCCUGCCUGGAAACACCAUUCACUCAUUCUGUCCUUCCUUUCUAGAUAUUUAUUUUCAAAGAUGUGUUUAUGUGAUGGGUGUGGGUUUGUGCCUUGGUGUGUGCGAGUGUUCUUGGAAGCCAGAAGAGGGCAGGUGAUCCCCAGAACUGGAGUUACAGAUGGUUGUGAGCCUUCAUGUGGGUGCUGGGAAUAGAGCCUUGGUCUGUAAGAAGAGCAGCACUGGGAUUAAAGGCAUGUGCCACCACACUUGGCCCAUCUUCAGCUUUUAAGAAAGCAUGGUUCUCGGGGUUGAGCUAAGACUGUCAGGCUUCUGAGGCUCGCCUUUCCCCCAGCCUUUUAUUUUUCUUAAGUGAUAAGAAAAUAUUCUAGGAAACACUGUUUUUUGUUUUCUUCUGGAAACUUGGGCUGGGAAAGCAGAGAAGGGGGAGAGAGAAUGCUGGGGCUCCUCUCCAAGGGCAAGGUGGUCAGGACACCACGUGUGAGGUACCACAGCCAUUCCAAGAGGUUCAGGGGAGCCCUGGGCUGAGGUUCUUACCCCAAACCUUUACCACUAAAUAAUCACCAUCGGUGUCUAAACUUUACUUGUUCUUAGCUCCACACAUAGGCAGAAGAACAGCCGGAAGCCUAGACGAUGGAUGGGGUUCGGCUGCUGGGAGUUCACGGCCUGGCUCAGUGCUUAGUGGAUGGUGUACUGCAGAUGUCUUAUCUGUUCUAGUCAAGUUCUGCUAUUGUUAAAUGGGCAUUACAUGGGAUGGCUAAAAGAAUCAAAGGAGCCAGCCUGUCCCGGAAUACAGUGUUGGCUAUUUUAAUUUACUGUUUCAUUACCCACAAUGUUACUUUUCUUUUCUUUUUUUUUUUUUUUUUUUUUUUGAUUUUUCGAGACAGGGUUUCUCUGUGUAGCCCUGGCUGUCCUGGAACUCACUUUGUAGACCAGGCUGGCCUCGAACUCAGAAAUCCGCCUGUUUCUGCCUCCCAAGUGCUGGGAUUAAAGGUGUGCGCCACCACCACCUGGCACAAUGUUACUUUUAGUUAACUUUCUUCACUCAUCCUCAUUUUCUUCAUCUGGAACAAGAACCAGGCUAGUGAGGUGGUUCAGCAGACAAAGGCACUUGCUGUCAAACCAGUUGUCCUCUGACCCCCCCCACCCAGAAAUGAUUUUUUAAAGCGGGGAGCACCUAUUUCAUAGCACACAGGAAACAAUUACUUGGAGGUAACAUCUGUGCUCUCCUGCGGCUCUCUGGUCCACUCAAGGAGGAGUAUGCUCGGGAGCAUGGCUUGGACUUCCAGAGACUUCUGGAUGCGAGCACCUACAAGGAGACCUAUCGGAGGGACAUGAUCUGUUGGGGGGAGCAGAAGCGCCAGGCAGACCCAGGCUUCUUCUGCCGGAAGAUUGUGGAAGGCGUGUCCCAGCCUAUCUGGCUGGUGAGUGACACACGGAGGACAUCUGACAUCCAGUGGUUUCAGGAGGCCUAUGGGGCUGUGAUACAGACAGUCCGAGUAGUGGCCUCGGAGCAGAGUCGACAGCAACGGGGCUGGGUGUUCACACCAGGGGUGGACGAUGCUGAGUCAGAGUGUGGUCUGGACAACUUUGGGAACUUUGACUGGGUCAUUGAGAACCACGGAGAUGAGCAGUGCCUGGAGGAUCAGCUGGAGCACCUGCUGGGAUUUAUUCAAGCCAAACUUUAGUGAUGAGGCUUGAGGGGACGAGCAGAGACUGAUGGGCCUGGCGAACAGUGGUUCUGCCAGAUGUGGGUCCCCAGUCCCAGCCGAGGUCAGCAAACAGACAGACAGUCUGGCUUGCCAGAGGUCUGGGCAGGAUGCUCGUGAGUAGUGGGCAAAUAAAGAAACCUCUGGUGUUGUGUUUUCCCUGGAGAGGACACUCUGCCUCUUUAGGGCACUUAUAGGGCAAAGGCAGGCGCAUGAGUUUUGCCUGAGGCAGGAACAUUGCCACACCCAUGAUGGGCAGGCUGCAGAGCUGUGAUGGUGGUGUUUCCCUGUGUGUACGCUCUCAGCCCUGGAGUCCUAAUAAACUUACUUGGAUCACAGCUCA